UCUUGUCCGGUGCAGGGAAAAAGGUAAUCCCUGCACCGGACACCCGCCGCCGCCACACACUGACAGGCGCUGGGGACAGACAAGCUGUCCCCGCGCUGUCAGAGACAUUGUCCCGCAGGGGACACAGGCGCCCUGGCUGCUGCAGCUGGAAUGUGUCCUGUAAAACAGGACACAUUCCCACACCUGCAUCCGGAAGAUCUAGGACCCGUACUUGUAUACCCGGGCGGCCUGGAAGUGGGGAGCUGCAUAGUAUCUCCAGUCCAUACACUCUUGGCAUUCAUCGGGACCCAGGAGCAUGGAGAGGAGGCUCUGAUAAGACUACACUCUGCUACACUUACCUGGGAACACUGCAGGGGAGCAGCACUGAAGCCUGACACUCUAAACAGCGCAGCCUGCAGACACCUCGGACUAUGGAGAGGCAUUGUUAACCCUGCACUGACCACAGCACACAGUGACCAGUAAAUCACAAUCCUCAGGGUUGGGAAAACUACCAAUAGGAAUACCUGUCAAAGUGCCAGAAGUGUCAUAUGACUGAUUACACUGCUCUCUGCGGUCAUUCAGAUAAGAUGCUGUUUAGAGAUGUCUGUACUAUUAUGUGACAACAGGGGUCAGUGCUGGUGGGCACAUACGCAAGGACACAAAAAGAACGACUAGUAUGAUCAAUGGAAGUGCAGACUGUGCGUGGGAGCCCAUGUCGCGGAGGGAGAGGUUCCCAUGUGACCGUUUUAAACAUGCCGGAGUUUUAUAUAAUGGUUUUGUGUACAUUCAUGGUGGUCGGCAGGAUUAUCUGCUUGGGGAUUUUUGGAGGUACAAUAUAGCCGUCGGCCAAUGGGAGCAGCUUCCAAGCAGCAGACAAGCUCCGGAUAAGCUGGAAGGACACUCCAUGGUAGCUCAUGAGGGUGUCCUGUAUGUGUUCGGAGGAAUGGUGGAUUUUGGGGCAAACAGACAGGAUACUCCGUUGUGGAUGUAUGGCAUCGAGACAAGAAAGUGGUAUGAAUUCAAGCCUCUUGAAGGACAGAAGACCAGGCCAACAAACCGGAAGGGUCACAGUGCAGUCGUAUACCAGUCUGGCAUGUUCAUCUACGGAGGCUACUUUGAUAUUGAGGGGGCAGUGGAAGAAUUCUGGGUGUUUUAUUUUGAUACACAGAAAUGGUCGGCACUUAGUCCCCGCACACGUGGCCUUGGACCAGGCCCUCGCUAUGGCCACUCCAGUGUCACAUACAAUGCUGCAAUGUACCUGUUUGGGGGACUAAAGAAUAUGGCAGAACAGAAUGAUUUCUGGAGAUUUGACUUCCGAAGACACAACUGGUCCAACAUCAAAACCAGCUCAACACCUCCUAGAAUGGUUGGACAUGCGUCAGUCAUCCACCAAGGCUGUUUGUGGAUUGUUGGGGGUGGUUUACCAUCCCGCUCCCCAACCAAUAAUUUGUGGAAAUACCAUUUUACUUCUCGCUCGUGGAAGAAAUUUUCCAAAGGGAUGGAGAUUGUGGACUGUGCAAAGAUGUAUCACUGUGUAAUUGCAAUGGGUUGCAAAUCGAGGAUUCAAUCUACAUUUCCUGGGGGGAGUGUUGAUACUCCUGAGACUGAUGUACAUUAUUCUCUGCAGACAUGGGGUGCCAAUAAAGUGGCAUCAAUUACUGACUCAGAGAUAAUAGAAAUGAAAACCUUUAAAGAACGUCCAGUGAGCCCUGUAUUAUGUUCCUGCUCGUCAAAAGCUCAAAUGGAUGAGUGCCAUCUUCUUGCCAGCUAUGAGAAUGAAUCUUUCACUUACCAUGGAGAAGAAACAGAAGCGGAUUAUCAGCAGACAGCCUUGGAGUGUAGGACACAGGCUGAGAGUCAGGAUGUUUUACUAGUUAUAGGAGGAAAACCUCUCGCCAAGCACUGUAAGAUCUCAAUGUGUCAAAUUAAAAUGGGGGUAAUAUCUGAUGUUAAUUAGCAAUGCUCCCAGUAUAAGGGACUUUGGUUACUGUGUAACAGUCGCAAAAACACUCCAGGAGAUACGUAUUGUAGAGAUGUAGAGCCAAUGUUUUAAAAGUAAAAAUGCUACACAUUAUGCUUAUGGUGAUCAAUAUAGGGAACCUUUAUACUGCAAACUGAAGUUCUGAGCUGCUUCCACACAGGAAUUUACAUCCUAUGUACUGUCACCUCUAUUAUAUUACAAGAAUCACAUAUCUAGAGUGGACGUGACUGGCAUUGGAGAAAGAUGUAUCGCCUAGUGUCAAAAUGUUGGUGAAAAGAGAAACACUUAUUCUUAAACAGUUGAGUUACAGCAAAGCAUCACACCGCAAUAGUAUAUUUUUGUUUUUUAUUUUAUGCUUCAUGAAAAGGUUACUUAAUGUAUUCUAUGGUAAAUGAAUCCAGCGAGGGCUACACUUCAUUUUAUGAGCUGUUACAAAAUGGUGUAAACUGCAUGGACUAAGAAAGCCAGAAUAAACAGAUAUCGGGACAGUGUAAAACAGAAUGACAUUUCAUACAGGGAGACCUACUCUGUCAGACAAUUAUCUAGAAUUAUGGAUCCAGUAGACGGUCUGCUGAUCUCCUUUACUGCUGCAUAAUCACUCGCCAACAUUAAGUUUAUUUUAGGUAGAUAGAUAUUAUUAUUUAAUAUACAUUUUGCACAACCUGGUGGCAUCACAGGAAAUGAAGGAACCUAAAGACCAGAGUGAUAAAAAAAAUAAAAAAAGCACACACAAAGAAUGUAAAGAAACAUUACAGGGAUCAUACAUUUAAGACUUACAGUAUACCUUAGAUUUUGCAUGUUGGCAGAAUAAUUUCUUUCAAAAGUAGAGUUUUAUUAUUCUUUGGAAAUCCUGGUUUCUAGAGAAAAUAAUGUGAAUAUAAAGAAGUAAUGUAGCUAGUGUAUUUCUGACUGAUGUGUUAAAAAUGGAGAUUAAAUUACAAGAAUGGUCUGCAAACAUUCAUCUAGUUUUGCAAAUUUCUAAACCAUUUUCUAUUUUUCUCCUAGUUUCAGAAUACAGCUGAAUGUGUGCAAUAUAUUGAUUUUUUUUAUAGUAUUGUAAAAUGUCUUGUCAAUAUUUUUAUAUAACCAAAUGUUUUAAAGAGUCUUCCUUUUAUAUAACCAGAAAUUUAUAUGCAAUUUUGUGUUGUAAUUAAAUAUUUUAUAAUAUAAUCUGCCAUAACACAGAAUGGUCUUUGAUGUGCUUAAUAACGUAACAUUACAGAUGUGGCAUUUUAGACAUUUGUUUUGUGAUACACACUCCAGCAUAAUUUUUGCUAUAGAUCAGGGGUUAAUCAGGAAAAGGGAUUACUCUGCGCCAAAAGACACUAUAUAAAACCACAGUGUGCAGUCUGUCAUGUGUAGUAAUUGACUCAGUAAGACUUCAGAUAUAUGUAACCACUUUUAUAUUUGGUCUGUUAAAAAUAACAAAAUUAAACACACACAUAUAACAUAUACUUUGUAACAAUAAAUUACUCUCUAUGGAAGCAAUGUAAAUAAUAUACAAUAUAUUUAAAACUAACUUGUUGGCUGUUUGGUUGGAAUUAAAUUACUUAACACUGGCGUCCCAGUGUCAAAUUGAGUGAAAAAGUCCCGCAAUGUAAUAAUGCAGUAUCUUGAUAAAUGACUUACAGAAAUUGCAGUGUAUAAUUACCCAUGUGCUGGUUCCUGGAAUAAUUAAAUGCAGGGUCCGUUUUGUAGAAUAA
This is a messenger RNA of Pseudophryne corroboree (corroboree frog), 3663 nucleotides long. RefSeq names its product ras guanine nucleotide exchange factor F-like. The coding region runs from base 656 to 1936 and encodes 426 amino acids. Lineage: Eukaryota; Metazoa; Chordata; Amphibia; Anura; Myobatrachidae. The transcript is spliced from 10 exons. Gene Ontology annotation, molecular function: protein binding. The record is from RefSeq and is a predicted model, not a curated record. Gene Ontology annotation, cellular component: Golgi apparatus.